Molecule: messenger RNA, 7391 nt
Organism: Entelurus aequoreus (snake pipefish)
Lineage: Eukaryota; Metazoa; Chordata; Actinopteri; Syngnathiformes; Syngnathidae
Gene: hectd2
Product: HECT domain containing 2
Exons: 22
Coding region: 295-2577 (760 amino acids)
Biological process (GO): protein polyubiquitination
Molecular function (GO): ubiquitin protein ligase activity
Source: RefSeq, a predicted model, not a curated record
CGCCGGCCCGCCACAGACGUCGGUCUGUUGUUUACUUCCGGUCGCCCCGCGGCAACAUCGUGCUGUGAUCGCGCGUGCGCGGGGGGCAGUGCGCGUCCACCCGCGGCCCACACCUGUAGCGACGAAGGUAGACUUCUCUCCUCUUUUUUUCCCCCGUGGACAUGAAGCUUCCGGAUUACCUGUGCGCGCGCAUGUGGCGCCCAGUACGCGGCCGGAUCGCGGCGGCGCGAGACGACUGAAGAGUUGUGUUUUUUUUUUUUUUUUCUCUUCCCUCCACCGGGAGAAACGCGGAGGAUGGAUGAAGAACAUUUCGCGGUGGCGAGGGAGAGAGACAAGCUGCCACCGAUCUCACACAGCUCUUCUCCGACCGGACCGCCCCGCGGAGCCAAACAUCCGUUGCCGUCUCUCGGGACCCUCAUCGCCACGCUCAACCACAGGAGGGACGCGACGGGGCGAGCGGCGCCCGGCGGUGUCGGCGGCGGCGGCGGCGGCGGCGCAGCGGGCUUCAGGCACGUGCGUGAUCUCCCGCCAAUAUGCGGCAACGUGCGCCACAAGCAGCGAGCGUCCAUCGACACGCUGCCCCCGGAGGCCAAGGCUCCCUUCCCCGCCGACCCCGUCAUCCCGCUCCGCACCAAGACCGCCAAGGACUUCCUGGAGGACACGGAGCGCGCCGUGCUGUCAGGUGACUGGCGGGAGGUCCGGGAGUUUUACCUGACCACCUUCGACUCCUUCAUCGAGCUCAACGCCGCCUUCAAGCGAGAACCCAACGGGUGCUUCAACACCAUCGACGACUCCGGGGUCAACGCCAAGUUUGUCAACGUGGUCUUUGACUCUCUGCUUAGCGCCCCGCAGGACAUCCAGAAGUCGGUGCUGAAGGGCAUCAUCAACAGUCUGCUGCGGGAGUGGAAAGGGCCUCGCACCAAAGAUGACCUGCGUGCUUACUUCAUCCUGGUUCAGAACCCUCAGUACUCCAGCACCAGCACCUACGUGAUCUACGCCCACCUGUUGAGGCAGAUGGCAGCGCUGUCCGAGGCCGACCAUCACUUCCUGGUCCACUGGCUGAAAAAGUUGUCGGCGCGGCGUUUCCGUCAGCUGGUAGAGCGCCUCCUGCAGUUCAUCUCCACCCGGCUGUUUCCUGCCGAGCCCGACGACCUCCCGCCGGCGUCCAAGUGCACGUGGUGGAUCCCGUCGGCCACCAAAGUGCUCGCCCUCUUCAACGCGGCCAACAGCGUGGCGUCUCCUCCCAUCAUGCCGUUCACCGACUUCUACAACAUCACCCUGGAGCACAUCGACUUCAUGGAGGAGUAUCGGACCUGGCAGAGCUACGGAAACUCCAACAGGUUCUCCUUCUGCCAGUUCCCCUUCAUCCUGUCCACGGCGGUGAAGAAGGUCAUCAUCCAGAAGGACUCGGAGCAGCAGAUGAUCAGCCAGGCCAGGCAAAGUCUGGUGAGCAAAGUGUCGCGGCGUCAGCGCGUGGACAUGAACCUCCUCUUCCUCAACAUCAAAGUACGACGGGCGCAGCUCCUCGCCGACUCGCUGGACGAGUUGACCAGGAAGCGGUGCGACCUGAAGAAGAAGCUGCGAGUGACGUUCGUGGGAGAGGCGGGACUUGACAUGGGCGGUCUGACCAAGGAGUGGUUCCUGCUGCUCGUCAGGCAGAUCUUCCACGCCGACUACGGUAUGUUCACCUACAUGAAGGACUCACGCUGUCAUUGGUUCAGCAGCUGGAAGUGUGACAACUACUCCGAGUUCCAGCUCAUUGGGACUCUGAUGGGCUUGGCGGUUUACAACAGCAUCGCUCUGGACAUCCACUUCCCUCUUUACUGUUACAGGAAGCUGCUCACUCCGCCCACCAUACCAUGUGACCAGAAUGCCCUUGUUGGCAUGGCGACCGCCACCUUGGAGGACCUGCAGCAGAUCAUGCCGGAGCUGGCUCACGGCUUAGAGGAGCUGCUGAACUACGACGGGAACGUGGAGGAAGACUUUUAUCUCACAUUCCAGGUGUGUCAGGAGGAAAUGGGCGUGGUCAAAUGGUACAACCUGAAGCCAGGAGGCGACAAGAUACCUGUCAACAAACACAACAGGAAGGAGUACGUCCAUCUUUACGUGGACUUCCUGCUCAACAAGUCUAUCUGCAAGCAGUUUGCUGCCUUCUACCACGGCUUCCACAGUGUGUGUGCCUCUGACGCACUCAUGCUGCUGCGUCCGGAGGAGGUGGAGAUGUUGGUGUGUGGAAGUCCUCAGCUGGACAUGAACGCCCUGCAGCGGGCCGCCAUCUACGACGGAUACGGCAAGAACGACGCCACCGUCAGGAGUUUCUGGGAGGUGGUGCUUGCCUUCCCGCUGGAGCUGCAGAAGAAGUUGCUGCACUUCGCCACAGGAAGUGACCGCAUUCCCGUGGGAGGAAUGGCCGACCUAAACUUCAAAAUCUCCAAACUGGAUGCCCCCACCGACUGGCUGCCAGUAUCGCACACGUGCUUCAAUCAGAUCUGCUUGCCGCCGUAUCGCAGCAGGAAGGAGCUGAAGCACAAACUGACCAUCGCCAUCUCCAACGCCGAGGGCUUUGGCCUCCAGUGACCCGCCGCCAUCUUCCUUUGUUUUGCUCCCCCCUUCGACGCCGCCGCCUUUCUUAAAGGCACAGUACACGUGUAUUUAAAGGAACCCUACGUAACACGAGCCCCUCAACAAGUUAGCAGUGCAGCUAGCGCGCCCCCACUAGUACGCAUGUAAACGCAACCUCGCUACGUGCUAAGGAAGUUAGCAUAUCGUGUCGCCGGCUAGGAGGAAGCCUCCAUUGUUUGACCUUGUCGUGUCGUUUGUAGAAGAAGAAGAAAUUGUUUGGUGUAGUCUUUUGAUUGACAGCAGCCUUUCAGCCGAGCGUUAGCUUAGCAUUAGCUUAGCGGGACGGGUGGUGUAAUGACGAGAGCGUGAGAAAAGUUUGGUGCCAAGUGUGUUUCCAUGGUAACACCUGUUGCCAAAGCGCCGUCAGGCAAUGUGGGUCAACACACCCACGCACACACACACACACACACACACACAUACUGGUUAUCAUUUGGAAUGGGGACCAAGUUUUUGAUCAUGACUUGUGGGGACCAGCCUUUCUACAGGUUGUGGAGGCAUAACAAAAAUGGUGUAAAAUGUCCACUGCCCAGUUAGCUCAUACACGUCUUUAAAUCUCUGGAUUGAUGAAGUAAUGUGCUGAUCAUUCUUACUGGGGACCCUGGGGGAAAAGAGUUCAUAUGCUUCAUGGGGACCAAAUUUAAAUCAUUUUGCAUAAUUCACACAAAUUUGUACGUGACUACUGAGGACCAUUUAAAAAAAAAAAAGUUCAAAUUAGAUGUUAAACACGUUUACUUUUCAGUAGGGAUGUCCGAUAAUAUCGGGCUGCCGAUAUUAUCGGCCGAUAAAUGCUUUAAAAUGUAAUAUCGUAAAUUAUCGGUAUCGGUUUCGUUAUUGGUUUUUAAAAGUGAAAUGUAUGACGUUUUUAAACGCCGCUGUGUACACGGACGUAGGGAGAGGUACAGAGAGACAAUAAACCUUUAAAGGCCUACUGAAAUGAAAUUUUUGUAUUUAAACGGGGAUAGCAGAUCCAUUCUAUGUGUCAUACUUGAUCAUUUCGCGAUAUUGCCAUAUUUUUGCUGAAAGGAUUUAGUAUAGAACAACGACGAUAAAGUUCGCAACUUUUGGUCGCUGAUAAAAAAAAAAGCUUUGCCUAUACCGGAAGUAGCGUGACGUCACAGGAGGAAGGAUUCCUCACAAUUCCCCGUUGUUUACAAUGGAGCGAGAGAGAUUCGGACCGAGAAAGCGACGAUUACCCCAUUAAUUUGAGCGAGGAUGAAAGAUUCGUGGAUGAGGAACGUUAGAGUGAAGGACUAGAGAGGCAGUGCAGGGUGUAUCUUUUUUCGCUCUGACCGUAACUUAGGUACAAGGUCUCAUUGGAUUCCACACACUCUCCUUUUUCUAUUGUGGAUCACAGAUUUGUAUUUUAAACCACCUCGGAUACUAUAUCCUCUUGAAAAUGAGAGUCGAAAACGCGAAAUGGACAUUCACAGUGACUUUUAUCUCCACGACAAUACAUCGUUGACGCACUUUAGCUACGGAGCUAAUGUGAUAGCAUCGGGCUCAAAUGCAGAUAGAAACAAAAUUUAAAAAAACCCUGACUGGAAGGAUAGACAGAAGAUCAACAAUACUAUUAAACCAUGGACAUGUAAAUACACGGUUAAUAAUUUCCAGCUUGGCGAAGCUUAACAAUUGAAGCUAACUUAGCUACGGAGCGGCGGCGGGCGUUGUAGCUUUCGACGACACCCCAGCCGCCAUCAGAGUCGGCAAGAAACAUAUAUUUCCCCAAAGUUACGUACGUGACAUGCACAUAGCGACACGCACGUACGGGCAAGCGAUCAAAUGUUUGGAAGCCAAAGCUGUACUCACGGUAGUGCGUCUGCUAUCCAACUCAAACACAACACAACCUCCUGAUUGUGUUGCUGUAGUCCGCCGCUAAUACACCGAUCCCACCUACAACGUUCUUAUUUGCAGUCUCCAUUGUCCAUUAAACAAAUUGCAAAAGAUUCACCAACACAGAUGUCCAGAAUACUGUGGAAUUGUUCGAUGAAAACAGAGCAGUUUGUAUGGUGACACAUUGGGUACGAAUACUUCCGUUGCCGUCGUGACGUCACGCGCAUACGUCAUCAUACAUAGAAGUUUCCAACCGGAAGUUUAGCGGGAAAUUUACAAUUGCACUUUAUAAGUUAACCCGGCCGUAUUGGCAUGUGUUGCAAUGUUAAGAUUUCAUCAUUGAUUUAUAAACUAUCAGACUGCGUGGUCAGUAGUAGUGGCUUUCAGUAGGCCUUUAAGGCACUUCCUUUACGUGCAUGCCAUCCCAUUCACAUAAUAUCUACCAGCUUUACUCAUUACGCAUUGAUGCAAGACAUACUUGGUCGACAGCUGUACAGGUCACACUGAGGGUAGCCGUAUAAACAACUUUAACACUGUUACAAAUAUGCGCCACACUGUGAACCCACACCAAACAAGAAUGACAAACACAUUUGGGGAGAACAUCCGCACCGUGACACAACAUAAACACAACAGAACAAAUACCCAGAAUCCCCUGCAGCACUAACUCUUCCGGGACGCUACAAAAUAAACCCCCCCCGAUAACAAUGAGAAUAAAAAAUAUAACAGUAAAAUAAGAAUAUAACAAGAUAAACUAGGCAGUGGUGACCAUGUUAUGAAAAAGUAUUGCACUGUUAUUGUUUUGAGGCAUGUUAAAAAAAAAGAAGCUCUUUGUGACUUCAACAAUGAAUAUGGCAGUGCCAUGUUGGCAUUUUUUUCCCAUAACUUGAGUUGAUUUAUUUUGGAAAACCUUGUUACAUUGUUUAAUGCAUCCAGCGGGGCAUCACAACAAAAUUAUUGAUUGAUUGAUUGAGACUUUUAUUAGUAGAUUGCACAGUGAAGUACAUAUUCCGUACAAUUGACCACUAAAUGGUAACACCCGAAUAAGUUUUUCAACUUGUUUAAGUCGGCGUCCACUUAAAUUGAUUCAUGAUACAGAUAUAUACUAUCAGAUAUAUACUAUCAUCAUAAUACAGUCAUCACACAAGAUAAUCACAUUGAAUUAUUUACAUUAUUUACAAUCAGGGGUGUGGGGGGGGGGGGUGGGUUUGGUUGUUAUCAUCAUUUCAGUCAACAAUUGAGAACAGAGAGAGAGAGAUCAGAAGGCAUAAGAAAAAGUAUUUGCAUUUGAUUGUUUACAUUUGAUUAUUAGCAAUCCGGGGAGGGUGUUAGUUUAGGGUUGUAGCUGCCUGGACGUGAAGUUUUAUUGCGGUUUUGAAGGAGGAUAGAGAUGCCCUUUCUUUUACACCUGUUGGGAGCGCAUUCCACAUUGAUGUGGCAUAGAAGGAGAAUGAGUUAAGACCUUUGUUAGAUCGGAAUCUGGGUCUAACGUGGUUAGUGGAGCUCCCCAUGGUGUUGUGGUUAUGGCGGUCAUUUACGUUAAGGAAGUAGUUUGACAUGUACUUCGGUAUCAGGGAGGUGUAGCGGAUUUUAUAGACUAGGCUCAGUGCAAGUUGUUUUACUCUGUCCUCCACCCUGAGCCAGCCCACUUUGGAGAAGUGGGUAGGAGUGAGGUGGGAUCUGGGGUGUUAUAGGCAUAAUAAUGUGUUAAUUCCACGACUGUAUAUAUCAGUAUCGGUAAUUAAGAGUUGGACAAUAUCGGAAUAUCGGAUAUCGGCAAAAAAGCCAUUACCGGACAUCUCUACUUUUCAGUAAACAUGAUUUAUGGGCCAAAGCUUAAAAAUGACUUAGUCAUCUUCAGAAUGGAUCUAACUAUCAUUUAAAAAGAUUUCCAUUUAGGGGACCUGUUUUUUUGUCCCCAUACCGUCAGAGGUCCCCUAAAGGUGACUGUGUAAACAGAGCGAUGUCCCCAUUAAGUAAGCAUUGCCAGAACACACACACACACACACACACACACACACACACACACACACACACACACACACACACACACACACACACACACACACACACACACACACACACACACACACACACAGCGAGAGAGGCCAGUGGCUCUCAAAGCUUCUUUUGUCUCACUCAGUCAGUCGCCAUCCCAGUCCUGAUGACACAAGUGCGUAAACAGGAAGUAGUUGUGUUGUAAUUAGAGAUGUCCGAUAAUAUCGGCCUGCCGGUAUUAUCGGCCGAUAAAUGCUUUAAAAUAUAAUAUCGGAAAUUAUCGGUCUCGUUUUUUUAUGAUCGGUAUCGUUUUUUUUGUUUUUUAAAAAAAAAUUAAAUCAACAUAAAAAACACAAGAUACAAUUAGUGCACCAACCCAAAAAACCUCCCUCCCCCAUUUACACUCAUUCACACAAAAGGGUUGUUUCUUUCUGUUAUUAAUAUUUCUGGUUCCUACAUUAUAUAUCAAUAUAUAUCAAUACAGUCUGCAAGGGAUACAGUCCGUAAGCACACAUGGUUGUGCGUGCUGCGCUGGUCCACUAAUAGUACUAACCUUUAACAGUUAAUUUGACUCAUUUUCAUUCAUGACUAGUUUCUAUGUAACUGUUUUUAUAUUGUUUUACUUUCUUUUUUAUUCAAGAAAAUGUUUUUAAUUUAUUUAUCUUAUUUUAUUUUUUUAUUUUUUUUUUAAAGUACCUUAUCUUCACCAUACCUGGUUGUCCAAAUUAGGCAUAAUAAUGUGUUAAUUCCACAACUGUAUAUAUCGGUAUCGGUUGAUAUCGGUAUCGGUAAUUAAAGAGUUGGACAAUAUCGGAUAUCGGCAAAAAGCCAUUAUCGGACAUCCCUAGUUGUAAUUUAAAUAAUUUUAAAAUCAUUUUUUAAAAGGUAAAUAAUUUUGCAUAAUUCACACAAAUUUGUGCAUGACUACUGAGGACCAUUAAAAA